UUGUUUCUUGUUUAUAAAAUGUCAAUUAAUUCAAAGGUCAAAGUCAAGAGAGCGAUUUACAAUACAUUUACCAAAAAGUAUGGACUUCAUGUACAGACCGAUGCAACAAAGUACCUGGAAGAUCUACUCAUUAAUGAAAGUGAUGUUGGAGAAGCCACUGAACGAAUUGUCAAAGCAUACAGGAAACGAUAUAACGGUACAAUACACUCAUUAAGACUCUUUUCCUAUUAAUUCUAACACACUGGGUGCAUAGAGGAGCGUGUUGUGAUUGUAAAUGAAGCUACGAUUCGUGAUGUGAUUAUAGCCAUGCAAAAAUCAGCCUUGAUUGCCUCUUCCUUGACACCUUUCCAACGAGCCGAUGAAGAAAUUAUGGACUCUUUACAAGAUAUGAAAAUUGAUGAAUCGAAUACGGAAACGAUUGAUGUCACACAGCAUUUCCAUGUCGUGGAUGCUUUUAGCAUGCCUCGGUUUUCCUACGAUGAACACACUCGAACUUUUCACAAGAAAAAGGCACCAAGUCAGUUAUUAGCUGAUGCUCGGGAAAAGGGAGAAAUGUUUCGUGAGCGCUUGAUUUUGGUUAGACAACGAUUAUUAAGAAAUGAAAAUUUCAGCACACCUUCUACGCAAAUGACCGACUCUUCCGAUUCCAUCAGAAUUACACCGAUUAAAGCAUUAAUUGGUCACGAUGGAGAAGAUUUCAUUAUAUUUGGCAUGUUGACGCAAGUGGAAGAAGGCAAGAUUUUUUUAGAGGAUGAGGAUGCACAUAUUGAACUUAAUUUGAGUGAAGCGAAAUAUGAUUACGGGGUGUUGACAGAUGGUGUAUUUGUGUUGGUGGAAGGCAAUUAUGGUGACGAUCAUAUAUUUGCUGUUACAGAAAUCAAUCUCCCGCCUGCCGAAUCCCGUGAAAUGUCAGAUGUGUUAUUUGGUCACGUUGAUUUUUUAGGGUUACAAAAGCCGCUUGUGGAUGAGAAACUUUUAAAGAUUGAGGAAGAGAAAAAUGAAGAUAUAUCUUUUGUGAUAAUAUCUGAUGUACAUUUGGAUCAACCCAAAGUGAUGAAUGCAUUAAGAGUGAUUUUUGAUGGAUAUUCCAAUGCGCGUAUUCCACUUGCAUUUAUCCUUAUAGGUAACUUUUCUAGUAAGCCGUUCAAAUAUUCGGCAUCACAAUCAGCCGAAUACAAGGAUAGUUUUACCGCAUUGGCCGAUCUUAUUGGGGAGUUUCAUAAUUUAGCAACCCAUUCAAAUUUUGUCCUUGUUCCGGGCCCAAAGGAUCCGUGGGGCGGAAAUACUUUACCGCAACGUGCCUUACCUCCUAGCUUUGUGGCCCGUAUGAAACAGAAAGUUCGUAAAUGCACUUUUACUACAAAUCCAUGUCGUAUACGUUACUGUACUCAGGAAAUCGUCAUCGCAAGAGAGGAUUUAUUGAACAAACUUUGGAGAAAUGCAUUGUUGGCACCUAAUCUAGAAGUGGAUGAUGACCCUAUUCGCCAUUUAAUACAUACCAUCAUCGAUCAAGGUCAUGUUUGUCCAUUACCAUUAUCAGUCAAGCCUAUCUAUUGGUCUUAUGACAGCGCACUAAGAUUAUAUCCUCUUCCUCAUGCUUUGAUCAUGGCUGAUAAAUGCGAAAACUAUGGUAUUACAUAUGAAGGUACCCAUUGUAUCAACCCAGGCAGUUUUCCAAAUUCAGAUUUUGGCUGGAGUAUUUAUUAUCCCAAUUCCCGUCUGUCCGAAAGAUGUGUUCUUCCUGACACGAUUUAAUACAUAUGAAAAACAAAAAAAAACCCUUGUAUAUUUAUAAAAAAAAGUCAUUGUAAUAUUAAAAAUGUUCUUUGUUCGGUUAUUCAAUCCUUUGUCAUACCCUUUUUUUUUUUUUUUUUUUUUUUUUU
Molecule: messenger RNA, 1883 nt
Organism: Mucor mucedo
Lineage: Eukaryota; Fungi; Mucoromycota; Mucoromycetes; Mucorales; Mucoraceae
Product: DNA polymerase alpha/epsilon subunit B-domain-containing protein
Exons: 9
Coding region: 307-1755 (482 amino acids)
Biological process (GO): error-prone translesion synthesis; DNA-templated DNA replication
Cellular component (GO): epsilon DNA polymerase complex
Molecular function (GO): DNA binding
Source: RefSeq, a predicted model, not a curated record